Molecule: messenger RNA, 2010 nt
Organism: Fragaria vesca subsp. vesca
Lineage: Eukaryota; Viridiplantae; Streptophyta; Magnoliopsida; Rosales; Rosaceae
Exons: 8
Coding region: 1-2010 (669 amino acids)
Cellular component (GO): mitochondrial inner membrane
Molecular function (GO): S-adenosyl-L-methionine transmembrane transporter activity
Source: RefSeq, a predicted model, not a curated record
AUGGCUAGGUGCAAUAAGCCACAUGAGAAUGAUCAAGCUUCGAUCAAAUACAGGGGGUAUAAAAUUGGUCUGGCAUCCUCUCCCCACACAGUUUCUCGCAAAAGUAAUAAUCAAGGGAGUAUAAAAUUGCAGAACAAGUCGCCUGAGAUAUUGAGCACUACUGAGCUCAUCUCAGCAGUUGGCCAGAUAUGGGAUUAUGCAAGCCGUCCUCUUGGAUUAUUUCAACCCAAGGUAAAUUCAGAGGAGAUUCAAAGUAGUCGUCGGAAACAGAUUAUCUUGUCCGGUCUGGAUGGGGAAGCUCUUUCAGAGGAUAGUGGUAAUUUGACUUUUAACUUAAGGGAUUCUGAUAAGAUUCCAACGAUAUCACAACCACGUAUAGAUUUAAAGCAGGUUAGCCAAAAUAUGUCAGUAUUUGGCCAUUGCAGUAAAAGUUUCUAUCAGGCUUCAUUUUGGAGGUUAUUGUAUGGUGGUACUGAUGUGCCUAAAGAUUCUUCGAAAGGAAAUGGAACUGCAAGUUUCGAAGUCUCAUACCAAUUGGGAAGCAUGUAUGGAUGGAUGAAUGAUGUGAUUUCUUCUGGGGCAAACCGCCCGGUCAAAGUUUCGGAGAGUGAGAACAGAACUGACCAAUGUUGCAGUCCAGUAGAUACUAACGCUGUUGCAGGAGGCUCUAUUACAGGAGAAACAAGUAGACUUGUAGAUGACUUGGCCAGAAAUGCUGUGUCUAACCCUGCUCCAGUCAAAUCUAGUAACUUAUCUAAGGAUGAUGAUGAAAAGUCAGAGAUUAGUACAAGAGCAUCUUUGUGUUCAGACUAUUUUCUUGUAGCUGGUGAGGCAGAUGACAUUAUUUCAAGGGCCCCAUGUUCUAGUCUUCUUGCAGAUUAUCAUAUAGACUCGUCAACUUCCUGUGGUAAUGGAUUGGAAGAAUGUCUUCAUAAGAUAGAUGAUCAUGACCUAGUUGACAACAAAAAGAAACAGCCAGAAAACUUCGUUAUAACGGAUGGAUGCAAGGCACAGCCCUGUGCAUUAGCACACGAUAAGCUUCAUACUCUUGCUAAACAAGAGCAUGCCUUUGCAGGUGCAUUGUCCGGAGUUUUUGUUAGCAUUUGUCUUCAUCCCGUUGAUACAAUCAAGACAGUAAUUCAAUCUUGCCGGGCAGAGCAAAAAUCUAUAUGGUUCAUUGGAAAAUCAAUUGUGUCUGAUAGAGGCUUAACUGGACUCUAUCGUGGUAUUGCUACCAACGUUGCAUCUUCAGCUCCAAUUUCUUCCAUUUACACUUUCACAUAUGAAUCAGUUAAAGGAUCUUUGCUUCCUUUAUUUCCGAAGGAGUAUUAUUCUGUUGCCCAUUGUGUGGCAGGCGGUUGUGCAAGCAUUGCCACUUCCUUUAUCUUUACUCCGAGUGAACGUAUAAAGCAGCAGAUGCAAGUUGGUUCAAAGUAUCACAACUGCUGGAAUGCUUUGGUUGGCAUCAUUCAGAAGGGCGGUUUCACUUCAUUAUAUGCUGGAUGGGGAGCUGUACUCUGCAGGAAUGUUCCACACUCAAUUGUUAAGUUCUACACAUAUGAAAGGUUGAAGAAAUUGAUGUCAUCUUCUGAAGAAUCUAGAAAUCACCCCAGCACAUUACAAACACUAGUUUGUGGAGGACUGGCUGGAUCUACUGCUGCAUUAUUCACAACUCCUUUUGAUGUUGUGAAAACGAGAUUGCAGACGCAGAUUCCAGGGUCUGUGAGCCAGUAUAACAGUGUGAUUCACGCCCUUCAGGAAAUAGAAAAUAAAGAAGGUCUAAAAGGCCUAUACAGGGGAUUGACCCCACGAUUGGUUAUGUAUAUGUCGCAAGGAGCCCUCUUCUUUGCAUCAUAUGAAUUUUUCAAGAAAUCUUUUUCUUUGGCAAGGCAACAACCUAAUGCUCAAAGAAUCCAAUACGAACGAAACAUGGAAGAUGAUCCAGUAACACCCUCAACAUUCCAGCCACCAUCGCCAACACCAGCAAGACUGCACAGUCUACAAUCAUGA